AUGGUUGGAAGGACAAAGAAAGUUGCUGGACGUGGUCGAGGUCGACCUGCGAAAGCGACCAAGGACGAAGAUGUAAAUGGAGAGGAUAAGACGAUAGUAAAG
Molecule: messenger RNA, 102 nt
Organism: Strongylus vulgaris
Lineage: Eukaryota; Metazoa; Nematoda; Chromadorea; Rhabditida; Strongylidae
Source: the annotation of a GenBank genome assembly